Messenger RNA from Monopterus albus (swamp eel), 1701 nucleotides. It is a transcript of the gene kansl1l, whose product is annotated as KAT8 regulatory NSL complex subunit 1-like. Gene Ontology annotation, cellular component: NSL complex. The record is from RefSeq and is a predicted model, not a curated record. Gene Ontology annotation, molecular function: histone acetyltransferase binding. The transcript has 14 exons. Lineage: Eukaryota; Metazoa; Chordata; Actinopteri; Synbranchiformes; Synbranchidae. The coding region runs from base 16 to 1659 and encodes 547 amino acids.
GGAGCAGUUGACACAAUGCAACAAGUGGCAGACCUAAAGGACAUUUAUGGCGGUGUGGUGCUUGCAGAGUCCCAGCCACUGACAGACAGGGAGAUUCAGCAGGCUCUGCUGAGGGAAGUAGCAGGGUUAUCUUGCACUGGCACAGGUUCUGACUCCGAACCCUGCAGUCCCACUCGUCUUCUGCGCAACAUAGAGAGACAGAGUGCUCAGCUUAGCCAGAUCGUCAACAGUCUGAUGCCUCCUCUCGGCUUUUCACCGCUCUCAAAACAAGCUCAGGCCUGGAAAGACAAGAGUACUUUCCCAAGGGGUCAGAAAGGAGGUGAUGUUUUUGUGCCAGGGAGCUCUAAGAGAAGGAGACUGGGGAACAGGAGGCUCUUCAAGACUGAUGUGACAUGUGUGUGCGCUCGAACCCGACCCUUGGUCACCUACUACAAGCCCAGACUGUUCACUUUCAACACCUAUAACCCUGGCAGUCCACAGGAGUCAGGGAAGUCCACCCUCUCCCCUUCUCUCUCAUUGUGUUCCUGUUCAUGUUGCUCCUCUUGUGAUCCUGUAGUCCUAUGUUCUGAUCCUGACUGCAGCUCCAGUUGGGCCUUGUCCUCCAGGAACCCCAGCUCCAGACCUCACCCUGUGUUGUCCCUUUCAUUUGACACUCCUCUGUCCCACCACUUACACAGAGCCCUGGCCAGAGAAGAAUGGUCCCAAAGGCCUUUAGUCAUCAAUGCUCAUUCACCCACUCCAGCUCACUACAACAGAUGCAGCUCCACACCACUGCACAACAGCCACAAAAUCAAACAGCAUACAAGGCAUCAUAAAAGAAGAGUAAUGGGCCUGUCGCCUAUCAGGAUAGCAAGCUCUGCUCAGAUUCAGCACAGGAGAGUCAAUCAGAUGAAGAGGAAGAGAAGACGCAUCCACAGGCUGAUAGAAGACGAGGAGGACAUCCUAUACCAGUUCUGUGACCUAGAGGACAGUUCAGAUGAAGUGCUGGAGGAGAGCUACACACAGGUUCCAUGCAAACAGGCCUCUCGGGGCUUUGUUCGCAAACGCCAGGGCGAGAGUGUGUACAACAUCAACAACAUUGUCAUGCCCAUGUCUCUGGCUAAAGUGGAAAAGCUGCAGUACAAAGACAUCCUGACACCUAGUUGGCGGGUGGUUGACACCCAGUCUUUUGUGGAGAGCGAGACAGACAGAGAGUGGGACCGUGAAGAGGAGCAGGUUGAGGAUCUUAGAGAUAAAGUCUUUGCCCAGAGACACUCUGCUUUGGAGCAGAGGGAGAAAUUGCGCUGGUCAUCUUGGGGAAAGAGAAAAUGCUGCAGGCGUUCUACAAGGUCUGGCAGCAGGUUGUCAGGCAGUGGGGGCGGGAUGUGCACGUCAGGAGAGGAGAGUUCAGUGGAAUGGAGCGCCGCUCUGCUGGAUACUGAUGAACAGCCAGGCUCGGAGGAGCAGCUGCCUCAGACACCCUGGGAGCCACGAGUGUUUCCUUUGGAUGAGGAAGAAGCCCUGCUUUCUGAUCAGUUAGAAAAAAUCUCAUCGGGGCAGUCCGAGUCUAGUUCCUCAUCCUCCACCUCAAAUAACUCCCAACUCUCCCUAGCUCAGACUUCUGGUGCCACACUGCCCUCUGGUGGACAAGGCCGGGGUGUUACACCCGGUCACAGCUGAGGGAGCAGUGCCUUUUUUCAUAUCUCCUUGUGUCUGGAGCCA